GUCAGUCGUACGAGUGUGCUCCGGCCUAUCGCACUCCGGCGUACACGCGGGUGUGAUCGAAAUCGCCACCAAAGGGGCAUAAGCGUGGUGGCACUUAUGCGCGCAAGUGUUGUAAGCGGAAAGUUCUGUGCGUGUCAGCAAAACAUUCCAAUCGGAAGCAACAUUUGUACGCGUUACGGUUACACAAAGUGGACACACAGGCAAGUGGUCGUUCCGUGUAGUAGCACGGAAGCUAAGGCUGAUAAGUCAGAGAGCCGUCCGAAAAUUUGCGGUACAACGCAAACGCAACACAUUUCGCAGACAAACUGAUAACAAAACUGAUUUCACCGCAAAAUUAUCAACGGUCGUGUAAACCCGCCUCUACACGACCCCGACCAGCUGCUCUCCGGUGUGUUGGCAAAUCACUUGCUUUCGAAUGAAUUUGCUGUUAAAUUUGCAAAACCGUUCGAUACCGCACAGCAAUUAGUGGCCGCAUAAAUUAUUCACUUGUCCGAGCAGAAUCGCACCAACGUCGUUAUUGGCGCGGCGUGUAUCAACAUAUCACUGCUCGCUUCCGUGACGGGCGGUGUAGUGUGAAUAUUGGUAAACUGAAGCGUGAUACAGAGAGAAGUAGCGACCGCGUGAUACCAGAACCAUGACCAGGAGAAAGUCGGUGACCAUGGUGACACUACGGUGGCUCUUUACCUUGGGCUGAUUUUGCAAAAGGGGGAAAAACAAAGCUGGAAUGUUUCUCCUGGUGAAUCCAUAAAAGAAUCAUAGUAGGCUCGUUUGGAACAACGGUAUCGCAGGCAAAGUGUGUAUGUCCCAGUGUGUGAGUGAGUGAGGAAAUAAAGAGCGUUCGAUUUAAUAAUUACUUUUAAUUAUUUACCCUGUUAAAAAGUGAAAUUAACGAACGAGCGCUACAGCACGGCAAGAAAGAGCAAAAUCCGACGAAAUUAAAAAGUGCAUCGACUCGAUUGGUUCGUGCGAAUUCGAAGCGCACACACUUGUUCGAUGCAUGUGUGUUUGUAUAUGUGAUGUGUUGAAGCAGCAAUCCGUUUAAAUCACGACCAAACAUCAAACACGGAAAAACAAACCAUAAAACACACACGCGCGCGAUUCGAAAGGACUCGUCAGCUCACUCUCUUGCACGGGAUAAAAACCUGGUGGUGUGGAAAAUGAAUUGGACCCGUAAUCGAAUCAAUUAUGUAUAGAGUUGCAUUGCUGCUUCCGGUGCUACAGCUGCUGCUACUGCAGCCAGCGUCCGUUGCACCUGCACUCGCCGCCCAUGAGUUAUCGUUCCUGGUGCUAAGUCAGCCGGCCCGGUUCAAUGCGGCCCGGGCCCACCAUCUGAAGCGCAGCAUCGUCGAGCAGAUAAGGGAACUGAAUCAGGAAAUUGCACCGAACCGACCAGCGGACAGCGUGUUUCUCACGCACGAGCUGUUCCCCGAGCAGGACGGGGCAUGGGCGAUUACACCGAUCCUUGGCCACAUCCGGGCGGCCAUGCUGAAGUCGACGCACCGGACCGCCCGCUGGCUGAUCGUGUGCGAGGAGCAGAGCCACGUCAACGUGAGUCUAUUAGCGCACCAUUUGGCCAACGAGGAUUACCGGGAGAAGCUCUUCCUCGGCUACCCACUGUACGACCGGGAGGCGACCAUAAUUCAUCAUUUCGCAUUUUUCAAAAACCCCACCAGCUUUCUCUACCCUUACCUGCGGGCGGGCAUUGCGCUUACCGUCCCACUGGUCGAUCACCUGGUGCAGCUGCUCUCCGACACAGGCACACCCCGCCCACCCCUGUCCGAUUUCUUCAUCGACGCAGCGCACGAGUUCGCCCUGCUCGUCUGGCAGCGCGGUGAGGGAGUUCCGCUGCAGCCACGCCGCUACCUUUGCGCCAAAGCGCUUCCGAGCUGUGCGAUACAUGGUGCCGCAUCGCAGGACCACGGCACUUCCGGCACAGGGCGGGAUUUGCCGGACCGGCAUGAUGAUAGUACCGGCUGUUCAGACGAUCCCACUGAGGUCGAUCAGAUCAUGUUUGCCGUCAAAACGUGCAGCAAAUAUCACAAGGAUCGUGUGCCGGCCCUAAAACAGACCUGGACCAGGUACGUGCAGCACCUGCGGUACUUCAGCGACGUGGACGACCCAACGAUACCCACGAUUGCCACGUCCGUGCCGAACUCGAGUGCCGGCCACUGUUCGAAGACGUUGGAAAUUUUACAACUAAUCGGCGAUGAGCUCCGGUACAACGGCAGCCUGCAGGCGAUCCGCUGGGUUAUGCUGGUGGAUGACGAUACGAUCCUGAGCACCUCGGCACUGGCCCGCUUUCUAAGCUGCUACGACCCGGGGCGUGAUUUGUACCUGGGCGAACGGUACGGCUACCGUCUGCUGGGCGCGGACGGCGGUGGCUACAAUUACGUGACCGGCGGCGGCGGUAUAGUGCUGAGCGUUGCCAUCCUGGACGCACUGCAGCGUACGUGCGAAUGUCCGUCGGCCUCAUCGCCGGACGAUAUGAUACUGGCCGCCUGUCUGCAGCGGCUCGGCAUCCGCCCAAUCCAUUCGCCACUGUUCCAUCAGGCCCGGCCGUCCGACUAUGCGCCCGAGCUGCUCGACCGACGCGGGACGGUGUCGUUCCACAAGCACUGGCAGAUCGACCCGCAGCAAGUGUACAACAGGUGGUUCCGGCAGCAGGACGAGCAUUAUUUCGCCCAUCAGUCCUGUCCACCGGACGGGGGAACGAUUUGCAAACACUCAACCGAGCUGGUGCGUACGGCAGACCUUCUGCGACCUGCUGCGCUGGGAUCCAUCACAGCCGGCAGCGCGAACGGUAGCGUACGCGAGCACGCAAGGAUAGGGCCCUCGAACGAGGACGAACAUAGACGGCCGACGUCGCAGAAUGAUGACCGUCAUCAGCAGCAGCAGCAGCAGCCGGCCAGCAGCGGUCAGCCCAAGCAGCCGGGACGAUCGUGGUUGGGCAUGACCGCUUCAACCACACCGGAAAGGGAUGUAGCAGUGACAGGAGCAGCAGUGACAGGAGCAGCAGUGACAGGAGCAGCAUCAUCGCCACCGACAGUACCGUCGGCGGAACAACAUAUCACGCGCAAACAUUUGUGCGCAAGUAAUGAGCUUCAAUCAAACGGCGACCUUCUGGUGGGACGGCAAAACCUGCAGGAGUCGGCCAACAUAAUCAAACACACGGAUCUGUAAGUUUGGGAGCGAUGAAAGGAGAAGGGGAUAAAGGUCACGUGUGUGCCGCUAAUUUCGGUCUUUCGUCUGAAGGGAACUAAAAGGUCUGUGUGGGUUUGUGUGUGUACACGUCCACACUGUGUACGUAAAUUGCUUAUACGGUAGAAUAAAGAUUAUCGCGAUUAAGUACUCUGU
Anopheles gambiae (African malaria mosquito) is the source of this 3354-nucleotide messenger RNA. RefSeq names its product beta-1,3-glucosyltransferase. The transcript has 7 exons. Gene Ontology annotation, cellular component: membrane. The record is from RefSeq and is a predicted model, not a curated record. Bases 1186 to 3180 code for a protein of 664 amino acids. Gene Ontology annotation, molecular function: acetylglucosaminyltransferase activity. Lineage: Eukaryota; Metazoa; Arthropoda; Insecta; Diptera; Culicidae.